AGCGCCAUCGGUUGUAGGUGGAGUUACUAUCAGUCGCGUCUACACCCAUUGCGAGUUGAGUGUCUCUGGACGGGUUCUAUUCAAAUCUCGGCAAAAUGUUGGGAAAAGUGACUCUUUUUUGUGUGAUCUAUGUAAUUUGUGCCGUCGAUAACACCGUGCUGGGUCAUCCAGACAACAGCGGCCUCGGCGGUACUGUCUCGCACUUCGAAUCGCAAGUGGCGAUGCUUUGUGAUGCUGGUGCUCACGGGGAGCAAGAAGCUUACCAUCCCAAGUUCAUGAACGAACAAGGUCAAUGGAUUUCCGACCUCAGCUCUAAGGUUUCCUGCUCCAAGGAUAAGAUGGACAUUUUAUCCUAUUGUAAAAAGAUAUAUCCGAAAAGGGAUAUAACAAAUAUCGUCGAGAGCAGCCAUUAUCUGAAAAUUGCAUCAUGGUGCAAAGUUGGAUCUCCAGCUGCCCAAGGCAAUGGAAAAUGCAAAACUGCGCGAUGGGUCAAACCAUUCAGAUGUUUAGAGGGACCAUUUCAAUCAGACGCUCUUCUCGUACCAGAAAACUGCCUCUUCGACCACAUCCACAACCAGAGCAACUGCUGGACGUUUGGCAGGUGGAACGCCACUGCUGGAAGUGCUUGUCAAGAAAGGGGUCUUCAGCUGAGAUCCUUCGCCAUGUUACUUCCUUGUGGCAUUUCGCUAUUCAGCGGUGUUGAAUUUGUCUGUUGUCCGAAACACUUUGUUGAUAACAUGAAGAGUAAAGACACAGUAAACCUCUCGAUCCUCAAAAAGGAAUCAGAUAUCCUAGACAUCAACACUGAUGAAGAUGACGAUUCCGACGAGAUAGAUGAAGAAGAUAAAGAUGAUAUAAAUGACUUGGCGGAUGAUACAGACUUAUCAGAAGCCACGAACGUGCAAGAUGAUGAGGAAGACGACGAAGAUGAACUCGACGAGUACGAUGACGGUGACUGGGAUACCUUGUCAAGCACAACGGCCAAAUCGAAAUCUACAACAUCUACCAGCACUUCCACCACGACCACUACCACUCCUGUGUCUGCGCCUGACCCGUACUUCACACACUUCGAUCCUAGAAAUGAGCAUCAGAGCUACAAGGAAGCCCAGAAGCGACUUGAAGAAACCCAUCGUGAAAAGGUCACCAAGGUGAUGAAGGACUGGUCAGACUUGGAGGAACGCUACCAAGAGAUGCGCCAAGGUGAUCCUCGAGGAGCCGAAGACUUCAAGCAGCGAAUGACAAGGAGGUUCCAGCAAACUGUUCAAGCGCUGGAGGAAGAAGGGGACGCUGAAAAACAUCAACUUGCUGCCAUGCACCAACAGAGGGUGUUAGCUCACAUCAACCAGAGGAAAAAAGAAGCCAUGACAUGCUAUACCCAAGCUCUCAAUGAAGUUCCUCCAAACACCCAUCGAGUACAAAAAUGUCUACAGAAAGUCCUACGGGCACUGCAUAAAGACAGGGCUCAUGCUAUAACACAUUACCGUCAUCUGCUCUCCAGCAGUAUCGAGGCUGCCACUAGAGAACAACCAAGAACGUUAGAGCGUCUUUUGGACAUCGAUAGAACAGUCAACCAAAGCAUGCAGAUGCUCAGACGCUACCCUGCUUUGGCAGCCAAAAUAGAACAACUGAUGGACGACUACAUCCAAGCUCUACGAUCCAAAGAUGAAACUCCAGGUUCUCUUCUAGCUAUGACCACUGAAGCUGAACAAGCCAUCUUGAACAAAUACAAAUAUGAUGUGGCCACCAAACAAGCCGAAAAGGAAAGGCAAAAAAUACAAGAAAAGGAGAGGAAAGAACAGAGGAAAAAGGAACGAAUGGAUCUCAAGGAAGAGAAGAAACGUGUCGAGGGAGUUUUGGGUAAGAAGAUAAGCAACUUCGAUGAUGAGGAUAUGGAGGAUGAAUCCUUGCCAGAAGAGAAUAAGUAUUCUACAUCAACCCAGAAUGUUCUCAAUAGUACCGUGGAUUUAAUAAGCAAUGAUGUCAGUACCAAACAUAGACAAGUUGAUGAUUCUGCUGUCCAACAAGCUGUUGAAGAUGUCGCUGCUGUAGCUCACAGGCAGGAGACAAUAAGAAUUUCUCAUUCCAUGACUCACCAAAUGAGUCAUGAUGAGCCUACAUUCUCCGUUCGUAGAGAAGUGUACCAUCAACAUGCCAAAAGUAUAGCUUUCACUCUGGUAUUUGCUGGAACAGCUCUAACAGCUCUGUUCGCUGUUGGUUUCCUGAUUGUGAAAAGACGCUCUAACAGGUCACCGAAAAGCCAGGGUUUCAUCGAGGUAGAUCAAGCUGCCACACCGGAAGAAAGACACGUGGCAAACAUGCAAGUCAACGGUUAUGAAAACCCUACCUAUAAAUAUUUCGAAGUAAAAGAGUAAUAAAGAUACAGAAAACCAUUCCUUAAUUUCGACUUAGCGGCAUGAGCCUUCGUUUUAUUUCGAGCAAUAUUUUGAAAUGUAAAGUUCUCUUAUUUAUGUUGAUAUGAUUCAAUGUUAACUGGAGUAUUCGCGAUAUCCUAUCAUGAUAUUAAUUUCGAUAAUAAGUGUGAUAACUGUUAGGGAGCAGUGUUAGUAUUUUGUAUCAAUUUACUUAAGUGAUAUCGGAUACUCCAAGGGUUCACACUAUACUUAAUUUUUCGGUCAUAUGGAAGAUUAGCUUGACGCCAUUUAUCUACAAAAUAUCUAGAACGUUUGAAGCCAGGUGCCGCCAUUUGUGGUUUAGAAAUAGCGUGUUCUGUGUGAAUAGAAUACAGCUAUCAAAAACAUAUUCAUAGGUAGAUGUAUGAUACCCUCCAAUAUUCUUUCAGACUUAGAUAAAAACAAAAAAAUGCAUGUUCAAAACCACCUGCUUUUUGUACAAAGACUUUUUACUUUUCUUACCUAUUUGUAAGGCUUAUUAGAAUUGACAUUAUAUCCCUUUCACAGAU
Molecule: messenger RNA, 2920 nt
Organism: Harmonia axyridis
Lineage: Eukaryota; Metazoa; Arthropoda; Insecta; Coleoptera; Coccinellidae
Product: amyloid-beta-like protein
Exons: 9
Coding region: 96-2372 (758 amino acids)
Biological process (GO): axonogenesis; central nervous system development
Cellular component (GO): neuron projection; neuronal cell body; membrane
Molecular function (GO): transition metal ion binding; heparin binding
Source: RefSeq, a predicted model, not a curated record